AUGGAAGGAAAAAGUUGCCUUGGCAAUUUUUUUGAGAAGGCUAAGCCUUAUAUAGCUAUGAUUUCUUUGCAAUUUGGUUAUGCAGGAAUGAAUAUUAUUACAAAAGUUUCUCUUAAUAGAGGCAUGAGUCAUUAUGUACUGGUGGUUUACAGACAUGCCUUUGCCACUGCAGUUAUUGCACCCUUUGCUCUUGUACUAGAAAGAAAAGUGAGGCCAAAAAUUACAUUUCCAAUUUUUCUGCAGCUAUUUGUAUUGGGACUUCUUGGGCCUGUCAUUGAUCAAAACUUCUACUAUGCUGGACUUAAAUUUACUUCUCCAACUUUCUCAUGUGCCAUGAGUAACAUGCUUCCUGCAAUGACAUUUGUUAUGGCAGUCCUCUGCAGGAUGGAGAAGUUGGACAUAAAGAAAGUGAGAUGCCAAGCAAAGGUGGUGGGAACAAUAGUGACAGUCGGUGGAGCCAUGUUAAUGACAGUUUACAAAGGUCAUGUAAUCAACAUAGUUUGGUCCAAUUUUGUUCAUCCUAAACAAUCCAAUGUCCCUGACACCAUUGAAGCCACUGACAAAGAUUGGGUUAAAGGAUCAAUUCUACUUAUCAUUGCCACUCUUGCCUGGGCUUCUUUCUUCAUCCUUCAGGCUCACACACUGAAAAAAUACACAGCCCAUCUUUCCCUGACAGCCCUUGUGUGCUUCAUGGGAACACUGCAAUCCAUAGCUGUCACUUUUGUGAUGGAGCACAAAUCUUCUGCUUGGGCCGUUGGGUGGGACAUGAACCUCCUAGCUGCUGCCUAUGCUGGUAUUGUUUCAUCGAGCAUUGCAUACUAUGUCCAAGGUCUUGUGAUGAAGAAAAGAGGGCCUGUCUUUGCGACUGCUUUCAGUCCAUUAAUGAUGAUUAUUGUGGCCAUCAUGGGCUCUUUCAUCCUCGCUGAAAAGAUAUAUGUUGGAGGUGUUCUUGGGGCUGUGUUGAUUGUGAUUGGACUUUACUCGGUUCUGUGGGGAAAAUAUAAGGAAUACAAGGAAAGGGACGCUGAGGAAAUUCCUGAACCAGUAAAAUUAGGAAUCACAGGAGACAACCAAACAAUGAUGAUUGAAGACAUUGAAGCAAACAACACAGAAAUGCACAAACGUGAAACUAACGAAGUACUGUCAGUUCCAGCAAUAGCAAUCAGUGCUCCAAUGCCGCAGCCUCCCAUGAUAGCUAUGGAAGCUCCAAAACCUUUAGCCAGAUAA
Molecule: messenger RNA, 1227 nt
Organism: Fraxinus pennsylvanica
Lineage: Eukaryota; Viridiplantae; Streptophyta; Magnoliopsida; Lamiales; Oleaceae
Source: the annotation of a GenBank genome assembly